CAACAAAAGAAAAAAAAAAAAAAAAAAGAACACUCUUUCUCUCUGCUUCGCUUCCUUACUUCCUCAGAUCUGCAUCCUCUGUUCCUCGUUAUCUUCGAAAUCCUCCCCAUAUCUCUCUCUCUCUCUCUCAACCACAUUCUCUCUCUACUACGAAGAUCCGCCGCCACCCUCCUCGCCGAGCCCGCCGAACCCCUCCUCCGCCGCCCGCCGCUGCCCCAUGGCGAAGCUCUGCCUCCACGCCCUCCUCGCCCUCCUCCUCCUCCGCCUCGCCCUCUCCGCAGAUCCGCCCCAGAUCCCGCCGUCCCCUUCACCCGAGCUCGCCGACGGCGCCCCCCCGCCGGCCUCCGGAGCUCCCCUGAGCUCCCCCCCGUCCGUCGGCUCCCCCGCCGCCUCCGACACCUCGUCCCCGCCGUCGCCUCCCCGUCGGGCUCGCCCCCCGCCCCACUCCUGCCCCCACCGCCGUACCGCCGACGACGCCGGUCCCGUCCCCGGUGAAGUUCACCGGCCUUCUCCACUACGACGAGCCGGUGGUCCGCCCCGGCGAAGGUGUGAGCAGCACGAAGACGGCCGUGUUCGCGGCGGGGGCGAUCGUGUUGGGGGCGGUAGUGCUGCUGGGAGCGGUGGUGUGGUGUACAAGAACAGGAAGGACAACAUAAGGCGGGCGCAGUACAGCCACGCGGCCCGGAAGGAGAUCCUCUAGAGAAGCCAUCCAUACCAUACGAUUCGUCGGUGCUUUAGGUGUCCUCAUCGGACCACACACGUCAGUGUGGACAAGUUCUAAUGGCUUCUUAGCUUUCCAUGCAACUCUAGAUGGGAAGGAUUGUCUCUGUUGUUUUCCAAGCAAACAGCCUUCACAAACAUCUGAAAUUUCUGUGAUGGCUGGAAAAUCUCUUAU
Molecule: messenger RNA, 895 nt
Organism: Eucalyptus grandis
Lineage: Eukaryota; Viridiplantae; Streptophyta; Magnoliopsida; Myrtales; Myrtaceae
Product: formin-like protein 20
Exons: 2
Coding region: 218-700 (160 amino acids)
Source: RefSeq, a predicted model, not a curated record